AUGGAAGGCAUGAGCUUAGAGAAGCGCGGCAAGAUGAUGAAAGAGCAAGCCAUACCACUCUGUCAGGUCAUCACCCAUCCGCACGUGCUUGCAUCCCCUUUGCUCGACGUUCAUGUGGGGACAAUCUACAACUUCAUUUACGGGGUUCAAGGCCAGCGUGCAGUGCAAUUCUUCAAAUCUCUCGUUGCCACUCUCACAGAGCACAACCAAUUCGACGUUUUGCCCUCGGAAAUAGAGGCGGUCGUCAAAGCUUUCUCGAAAAUCAUUGACUGCAACACUCACGCCAUAGUUAACGACGAACUCAGACCGCUUGCGGAUUCCCUUUUCGACAUCGUGGCCCAGAUCGACGAAAGCGAAGCUCACGAGUCGAGAAAACUUGUGAACCGCAUUAAUCAGCGAUUAGGGAUCGGUCGAGAGCUGACAGGUUGGAAGCCUCCAAAGACAGCUGCACCUCCGCGGGCCAUUUUCACGCUUCAGCAAGAUUUGCCUGGUGAACUAUCCAACAAGGGACCGCGGCAUGACAAUGACCACGUGAAUGCUUAUGACAUACAGAUCAUGCCCACAUUCGAGGAAAUCAGUGCAACACGCGCCGAGUAUCUGCCUUCCAUGAGCCAGCAGGCCUGGCAUCUCCCUGGAGUAUCAGGACUCCUUGACCGACACUUUCGUCUCCUUCGAGAAGAUACCGUUGGACAGCUUAGGGAUGCUGUAAGGGAAGAAGUGCAAGCUUCUCAUUGCCUUGAAAAUAGGGGCAAACAUCAAGGUCCACGGAAAUUGACAUACGACAACGCUCAGGUUGUGAAAUUCGAUUUCAAUAAAUGGCAAGGCCUGCUGAUCACGAUCGGUUUCGAUCAACCUCACCAUCUUCGGCAACGUUCAGCCAAACAGAGGAAGGAGUGGUGGGAAUUCCAGAAACGCCUCCGCAUAGGUUCCCUCCUUUGCCUCCUUUCCAAUGGUGCAUUGAUAUUCUGUUCGGUCGUUGAAUGCAAACCAACCAAACCCUCAGUCACAACAAACUUCUCAUCAAGUUCAGACGAUGAGCCAAUCCAAAAACAACCUGAACGGCCUCUGGAUCUGUUCUCAGAUCCUGUUCGAGCCUUUACGACCGUCUCGCUCGUCAGUGACGCCACAGAGGGCGUUCUCGGUCUCAUGAAAGCUUCUGCUUCCGCACCUGCCAAGAUAGUUGAGUUUCCUGGUGUGCUGUUGCCCUCAUUCGAACCCACCUUGCGUGCUUUGCAGACAAUGCUUCGAAGUCCUGAGAUGCCCUUUUCAGACUACCUAGCGCCUGAACCUCAAACAGAUCUGUCGAUGAUCGAGGCUCCCUACUAUGCCACAAGACCCAAUUUUGAGUUCGACCUCAGCUGUAUCAUGAAAGAAAACCUCCCAAUGAGGAUUUCCAUCAAUGAUAAGACCAAUCAUGAGGCAUUCCGUGAGAACUCAAUUCUGGACAGAGCUCAGGCCGACGCACUUCUCACGUCCCUCAACCGCGCUCUAGCUCUAAUUCAAGGACCCCCAGGGACAGGUAAGAGUUUCACCGGGGUGGCACUCAUCAAAGUACUGUUGGCAGUACAGGCACGGGCUAAACUCGGUCCGAUCCUGUGCGUUUGUUACACCAAUCAUGCACUUGACCAACUUCUGGAAGACUUGGUGCGACAUGGCAUUGAUCAGAUCGUUCGCAUUGGAUCCCAAUCAAAGUCCGAGAUGCUGCAAGAUUGCAACCUCCGUCUCCUCGCCAACAAUGUUGAGUUGACCAAAACUGAGAAACGUCAACACUGGGUUUUGAAGUUGAAACUCGAGGAGGACGAACGGGACAUCUCUAGGGCCAUAAAGAGACUUUCGGUCACAGGGGACGUCGCAGCACUCAAAAGCUAUCUCGAGAUCUAUCAGCCCAAGACUUACCUGGCUCUUUUCAUCGGAGGUCGGGACGACGAUGGUUUUGAGAGAGUUGCCCACCACAAGACAUCUCUGUUAACCGCUUGGCGUAAAGGUGGAUCACAUCAGGGUCCUACCCGCAAACUUCGGCAUCUACUCCAGGAACCAGAUAUCGAGUCUUUGACUCAUACGGAGAGACAGCGGGUUUACCAUCACUGGCUGGCAGAAUCAAAAAAGACAGCCCAAACCGAACUAUUGACUGCGCUAGCAGAAUACAAGGAACACAAAGUACAAUUGGAUCAAGUCCGAGCGGAUGUUGACCUUCGAUGUUUGCAACAGGCCAAGAUCAUUGGUGUGACGACAACGGGUCUGGCGAGAACAUUACCACUGCUUAGAAAGCUCAAUUCCAAAGUCCUCGUCUGCGAAGAAGCGGGAGAAGUGCUUGAGGCGCAUAUACUUACAGCACUCUUGCCUUCCCUAGAGCAUGCAAUCUUGAUCGGCGAUCAUCUUCAACUUCCCCCACACAUCCAGAGCUACGAACUUUCAAGAGAGUGUUCUUCUGGGAAACGUCACUCUUUGGAUAUAUCCCUGUUCGAAAGACUGGUAACGCCUUCAUGCUCGACCCAGACGGCAGUGCCAUUCAGCACUCUAGAGACACAGCGUCGAAUGCACCCCUCAAUUUCUGAACUCAUUCGCAACACGCUAUAUCCACAGUUACGUGACUCUCCGGCGGUUGAGACAUAUCCCCCUAUCACCGGGCUGGCCAGGAGACUGUUCUGGCUUGACCAUGCGCAUCCUGAAGAUGGCGCUACAUCUGAAUCGGAUAGUAUGACUUCCUACUCUAAUACCUUUGAAGUUCAGAUGGUCACUUCAUUGGUGUCUCAUCUUGUCAGACAGGGUAUUUACCACGCAAAUGAUCUAGCUGUUCUCACACCCUACCUUGGCCAGCUUCAGAAAAUCCGCAGAGCACUACAAGGGUUGUUUGAGAUCUCUUUAACCGAAGGCGACAUGCUGGAGUUGGAAAAGGAAGAAGUCGGCAAGGACAACAAUGAGCCUAGUCACAGUGCCUUCCCGACGCUCCAGAAGACUUCUCUCUCGCGGGCACUCAAAGUGUCUACCAUUGACAACUUCCAGGGAGAAGAGGCGAAAGUCGUUAUCAUUUCCUUGGUGAGAAGCAAUGACCAGAACAAGUGUGGAUUCCUUCGGGCUUCGAAUCGGAUCAACGUCCUUCUAUCCCGCGCCAAACACGGAAUGUACAUCAUCGGCAACUCUCGAACCUCUGUUCACGUCCCCAUGUGGGCUUCUGUAGUUGAAAUGCUUCAAUCCGGCGAUAACUUUGGCGAAUCGCUUCAGCUUCAAUGUCCUCGUCAUCCACAAGCCACAAUGUCCGUCUCUAAACCAGACGACUUUGCCAUCUUCUCGCCUGAAGGAGGGACCGGGUUGUUCGCGUUGUCCCUGGCUGUGACCAUCGGGCUGAACUUCCAUGCUGCGUCAACGUCGAAAGCAACAAGUUUAGCUGCAAAGCUACUUGUGGAACGGCUCUUCCAUGCGGCCAUGCCUGCUCACGUCCUUGCGAUGUGUGUAAGAAAAGAGAAGAUGGCAAAAUCAUCCAAGAAAACCAUCGGAUUUGCCAACAGGCUUGCGGCCGUGCCUUCAAAUCGUGCAGACACUUGUGUAAGGAAAAAUGUCACGGGGAUAGUCCUUGUCCUCCAUGCCGAGCUCCUUGCGAAGUGUCGUGCCACCACUCAAGAUGCACAAAACGCUGCCAUGAGCCCUGCGUUCCGUGCGCAGAGGGAAAGUGCCCUUCCAGUUGCCCUCACAGCGCUUGCACCCUUCCCUGCGCGGCUCCAUGUGAUUGGAUUCCUUGUUCAAAGCGCUGCACCGAGAUUCUGUCAAAUCUGUGCUCCCGAGGACGUGAAGAAGAUGGUGGUCGAUUUGAUAUUGAUGGAGGAAUACCAUGAGAUCAAUCUUGACGACAGUCCGUGCAUAAUCCCUCCCUGCGGCCACCCCUUGACCGUUCAAAGCAUGGACGGUCAAAUGGAGAUGUCAAAGCAUUAUGCUACUGAUGGGACAAAUAUCCGCAUCACUGACUCGUCCAUUCCGUUUUCAAAAGAUGAGCUCAAGGUAUGCAGCAACUGCCGGGGUUCACUGCGAACGAUAUCAAGGUACGGCCGUAUUGUCCGAAGAGGGCUCAUUGACGACGCGACCAAGAAAUUCAUUUCAGCGGCGAACCGACAAUAUGUGUCACUUUGCGAGUCAGUUUACCAGCAUCAGGCCAAGCUAGCCGAAUCGAUCAAAGACGUCCGUUCUCUGGGGAACGGAAUGAACCUGGAGAAACUCACACUUUCAGGCGGACGAAAGGAGCAAAUCAAGCUGAUCUUCGAGGCAGCCCAUAAUACGCGAUACUCGCUGAUUGCAAAGACCCGCAGUCAGGUUAACAAAUAUCUUCGGCAGGUUGAUGUCGAGGAACAGCCUUUCAAGCGUGUUUGGGAUAUGGUGCAGUUCGCCCGAAGACAAGGGAAAACCGGUAGCGAUGUGGAGUUUGACCAUACCAUUAUACAAACCAGCCAAACUCUACAGGGCGAAUCACUGCUGCUGAGAUGCGAACUUGUCAUCUUGUCAGAUUUCUUGGUUGUCUUUGGGUCCGCCCUGAAAGACGUCAACCUGGAUUCCACCAAAGUUGACUGCCUGAAGCUUCUCGUCGCCUCUCAGGAGGCACGUUACCCAGCCGUAGAGGUUGAAGCUCACACGUUCUACGCCCAGUGCUGUCUGGCGGAACGGACCUACAGCAGUCGACGGGAAAUCAUGACAGCCGUAACCAAUGAAGCCACCGAGCACAUUGAGGCUGCAAAGCAGGUGUGCGCUCGGCACCCAGGGUCGACCAGAACUGUGGUGGGUGAGGUGAAGAAAGUCGAAGAGAUGCUCAAGUCCUCGACAUUCACGACAGUGGUCAGUGACACCGAGUGGAAGAGUGUGAUCAAUGCCAUGGCCAGUGAAUUCCGUGGAUCAGGGCAUUGGUAUACCUGUGCCAACAAUCACCCGUUCACGGUGGGAGAAUGCGGCAUGCCGAUGGAGACGGCGCGUUGUCCUCAAUGUGGCGCUCCCGUGGGCGGGCAGAACCAUACCCCUGCUGAGGGAGUGCGACAUGCAACAGAACUCGAGAAUAGAUUUUCUGACCUGAGACUCUGA
Messenger RNA from Fonsecaea erecta, 5058 nucleotides. RefSeq lists its product as hypothetical. Gene Ontology annotation, molecular function: helicase activity. The coding region runs from base 1 to 5058 and encodes 1685 amino acids. Lineage: Eukaryota; Fungi; Ascomycota; Eurotiomycetes; Chaetothyriales; Herpotrichiellaceae. Gene Ontology annotation, biological process: regulatory ncRNA-mediated heterochromatin formation. The transcript is spliced from 3 exons. The record is from RefSeq and is a predicted model, not a curated record. Gene Ontology annotation, cellular component: nuclear RNA-directed RNA polymerase complex.